Messenger RNA from Phodopus roborovskii (desert hamster), 3832 nucleotides. RefSeq names its product phospholipid-transporting ATPase FetA. The transcript is spliced from 28 exons. The record is from RefSeq and is a predicted model, not a curated record. Gene Ontology annotation, cellular component: plasma membrane. Gene Ontology annotation, molecular function: ATPase-coupled intramembrane lipid carrier activity; magnesium ion binding; ATP hydrolysis activity. Gene Ontology annotation, biological process: phospholipid translocation; Golgi organization. The coding region runs from base 1 to 3576 and encodes 1191 amino acids. Lineage: Eukaryota; Metazoa; Chordata; Mammalia; Rodentia; Cricetidae.
AUGGAGGUUGCUGGAGUAGAAGGCUGUGAGGAGACGUCAACACAGAAGAUUUCUGUGUUGCUAAACAAUGUGGAGCUUUCACCUCAGCAGGCAGAAGACCAUCCAGAGCAGCAGACACCAGCUCAGAAAGAACGAAUUUUGAUGGCCAAUGAUAGAAAAUUCAAUGCUCUUUUUGACUAUCCGGACAACACCAUCAAGACCUCAAAAUAUAGUUUGUUUAACUUCCUGCCCAUAAACCUAUUUGAACAGUUCCAGAGACUUGCAAAUGCUUAUUUCCUUGUUUUACUGGUCCUACAGCUGAUUCCUCAGAUCUCCUCCCUGGUAUGGUACACAACUGUGAUACCCCUGAUCGUGGUACUGUCCAUAACAGGAGUGAAGGAUGCCAUCGAUGAUGUGAAAAGACACCAAAGUGACAAGCAAGUCAACAACCGCUCUGUUUUGGUGCUGGUGAGCGGCAGGUUUGAGGAGAACAAAUGGAUGAAUGUUCAAGUGGGAGAUAUAAUAAAACUAGAAAAUGACUGCCCUGUUACAGCAGAUGUACUGUUACUCUCUAGCAGUGAGCCGUACGGUCUGACAUACAUUGAAACAGCAGACCUCGAUGGUGAAACCAACCUGAAGGUGAAGCAGGCCAUCUCAGUUACCAGUGAUAUGGAGGAUAACCUGGAGCUGCUGUCUGCCUUUAAUGGAGAAGUUCGAUGUGAGCCUCCCAACAACAAGUUAGACAAGUUUUCCGGAACCCUGCACUAUCUGGGGGACAGCUACUUCCUGAACCAUGACCGGCUACUGCUCCGGGGAUGCAUCAUCAGGAACACGGAUUGGUGCUUUGGUUUGGUGAUUUAUACUGGGCCAGACACCAAAUUAAUGCAGAACAGUGGAAAGGCUACCUUCAAACGAACACAUAUGGACCAUCUUAUGAAUGUCAUUGUGGUCUGGAUUUUCCUGGUUUUAGGUGCAAUGUGCCUUCUGCUGUCCAUUGGACAUGGCAUUUGGGAGAGCAACAAAGGCUACUUCUUCCAGGAAUUUCUCCCAUGGCAACAUUAUAUUGCUUCAUCGGCUACAAGUUCUGCCCUCGUUUUCUGGUCCUACUUCAUAGUCCUCAACACCAUGGUUCCCAUUUCCCUCUAUGUCAGUGUUGAAAUAAUAAGACUGGGCAACAGUUACUAUAUCAACUGGGAUCGGCAGAUGUUUUAUGCACCAAAGAACAUCCCAGCACAGGCUCGCACCACCACUCUUAAUGAAGAACUCGGCCAAGUUAAGUAUGUGUUCUCUGACAAGACAGGAACUCUGACUGAGAAUGUGAUGGUUUUCAACAAAUGCUCUAUCAAUGGGAAGACCUACGGUUAUUGCUAUGACGUCAAUGGACAGUGUGUUCCAGGAUCUCCAAAUAACAAGGUCGACUUCUCCUACAACCACCUGGCCGACCCUAAGUUUUCGUUCUACGAUAAUUCCUUGGUGGAAGCCGUGAAGAGCGGGGACCACUUUGUGUGCUUGUUCUUCCGCUGCCUGUCAUUGUGCCACACGGUGAUGUCCGAAGAGAAGAUGGAAGGUAAGCUGAUGUACCAAGCUCAGUCACCAGAUGAAGGUGCCCUGGUCACUGCCACUAGGAAUUUUGGCUUUGUGUUCUGUUCCCGCACAUCUGAAACAAUCACAGUGAUCGAAAUGGGGAAGAUCCGAGUUUACCAGUUGCUGGCUAUUUUGGACUUCAGCAAUGAGCGCAAGAGGAUGUCUGUUGUUGUUCGGACACCUGAAGAUCGGGUCAUGUUGUUCUGCAAGGGAGCAGACAGCAUCAUAUAUGAGCUGCUCCAUCCAUCCUGUGCAUCCCUUAGUGAGGUGACCAUGGAUCACUUGGAUGAUUUUGCCAGUGAAGGCCUCCGCACCCUCAUGAUAGCUUACCGAGAGCUCGAUAAUGCAUUUUUCCAGACAUGGAUUAAAAAGCACACUGAAGCCUGCCUGACUUUGGAGGAUCGAGAAAGAAAACUAACUAUGGUCUAUGAAGAAGUUGAAAGAGACUUGAUAUUACUAGGGGCCACAGCCAUAGAAGACAAGCUUCAAAUCGGAGUGCCUGAGACAAUCGUCACCCUGAGCAAAGCCAAAAUUAAAGUGUGGGUUCUGACUGGUGAUAAGCAAGAGACUGCUGUGAACAUCGCCUACUCCUGCAGGAUAUUCAAGGAGGAAAUGGAUGGGAUUUUCACGGUGGAAGGCACAGAUAGGGAAACUGUUCUGGAAGAACUCAGGACUGCAAGAAAGAAGAUGAAGCCUGAGUCUCUGCUGGAAUCAGAUCCUAUAAACAUUUGUCUUGCCAGGAAACCCAAAUUUCCCUUCAAAAUAAUUGACGAGGUGCCCAAUGGCAACUAUGGCUUGGUCAUCAAUGGAUACAGUCUGGCCUAUGCUCUAGAAGGGAACAUGGAGUUGGAGCUGCUGCGAACAGCAUGCAUGUGCAAGGGGGUCAUCUGCUGCCGAAUGACACCCCUUCAGAAGGCCCAAGUGGUAGACCUGGUGAAGAGGUACAAGAAGGCGGUGACACUGGCCAUCGGGGAUGGGGCCAAUGACAUCGGCAUGAUCAAAGCUGCCCAUAUUGGGGUUGGCAUCAGCGGCCAUGAAGGGAUGCAGGCCAUGCUCAACAGUGACUUUUCCUUCUGCCAGUUCCGCUAUCUUCAGCGCCUACUCUUGUUACAUGGCCGCUGGUCUUACAAUCGCAUGUGCAAGUUUCUCAGCUACUUCUUUUACAAAAACUUUGCCUUUACACUGGUGCACUUCUGGUAUGCCUUCUACAAUGGCUUCUCUGCACAGACAGUGUACGAUACUUGGUUUAUCACCUGCUACAAUCUGGUCUACACUUCUCUCCCUGUCCUCGGCUUGAGUCUAUUUGAAAAGGAUGUCAAUGAAACGUGGAGUCUAUAUUACCCAGAGCUGUAUGAGCCAGGACAGCACAACCUGUAUUUCAACAAGAAGGAAUUCAUGAAAUGUUUAAUGCAUGGCAUCUACAGUUCCUUUGUGCUAUUCUUUGUUCCCAUGGGCACCAUCUUCAACUCAGAACGCAGUGAUGGAAAGGACAUCUCUGACUUCCAGUCUUUCUCGCUGCUAGUGCAGUCCACCUUGAUCUGGGUGAUGACAGUGGAGAUCGCCCUGAGGACAAACUCCUGGACCCUGAUAAGCCAUGCCUUCACCUGGGGUAGCCUGGGUCUCUACUUUUGCGUCUUACUCUUCCUGUGUAGUGAUGGCUUGUGUCUAAUGUUCCCCAGCACCUUCUAUUUCCUAGGUGUGGCCAGGAACAACCUUAAGCAGCCACAUAUGUGGCUCUGUCUUAUACUCAGCACCGUCCUCUGUAUGAUCCCUGUGAUUGGAUACAACUUCCUCAAGCCACUCCUCUGGCCUGUCAAUGUGGACAAGGUUCUGAACAGGAUUCACUUUUGCUUGAAGCAUCCGCUGCCACCCCCAGUCCAGACCAAAGUAAAACACCCAGGCCUUCGACGCUCUGCCUAUGCGUUCUCCCACCAACAGGGCUUUGGGGACCUCAUCACGUCUGGAAAGACGCUGAAGUCCAGUACCCUCAAAAUCAACAAGAGGAUCUUGUAAAAACUAGAGGCCUUUAGGAAAACUCUCAGUCAGUCAACCAUCGCUUUUCCUCCCUUUUAUUUAUGUGACUUAGUUAAAAGGGGUUGGGGUCUUGAGGAACCAGCAUAAUCGUACUCCCAGGGCUUCGGCUUCUUCAUUUCCCCAGAAAGCGGUACCCAGGGAAGUCAAGGAAAUAGAUAACAGCCCCUAGGUAUCAGCCAGAGUUACAGCAUUUCAAGAAAAAGCAAAUUCAAGUCUCCCAUCCUUCCAUGUCAUA